Molecule: messenger RNA, 1674 nt
Organism: Protopterus annectens (West African lungfish)
Lineage: Eukaryota; Metazoa; Chordata; Ceratodontiformes; Protopteridae
Gene: CDK2AP2
Product: cyclin dependent kinase 2 associated protein 2
Exons: 4
Coding region: 760-1035 (91 amino acids)
Biological process (GO): regulation of microtubule cytoskeleton organization; negative regulation of G1/S transition of mitotic cell cycle
Cellular component (GO): nucleus; microtubule; cytoplasm
Source: RefSeq, a predicted model, not a curated record
CGUCAAACCGACGUCGCCGAGGUUCCUUCAGCCUUGGGAAGCUAGCCAGACCAUCUUUCGUAGCGACCUUUGUUUGACAGAUCCCGGAAACUUCUAGAGCAGUGGCCUUCAGUUUGACAGUUCCUGAAGUACAACACAAUAGUCGUGAAUCGGACACAAAAGUACUUUGUUUAUAGAGUUACUAAGCAGCAUUUCUGCAUUUUACCUGCGCUUUAUUCACGGACCUGAAUCACUUCAAAACCAGACAUUCCGAACCUUCGUUUGGCCAGCCUGACACCAUUGAACCUUGACCUCUUGGACUUAAAUUUCUCCUACUUCAGGGCUGAAUAGCAACAUUUUUGUAGACCAGCUGGCAGUUAAGUUGGAGGAAUACCGUACACUCAGACAGCUGUCAUUGUGAGCAGGGUAAUCCUAUUGUUUGGGAUUUGUUUUACUUUAAACAGAGAAUUAAGACAAUCUCUCCUGGAUAUAGUCAAGUCACCAUUAUCCACGCACAAUUUUCAUGACUUUUUAUGUUACUAUAAGAUACGGACGAUGCAGUCAUCGAUUUCCAAAUUAUUGAAAUAAUUGUCUACAUUAUCUGUACAACAUAAGUUGUUUUUUUUCAGUAGCCGUUUCCUUCCACAAUUCACCCAGCAGAAAGGGCCUGGAAUUCAAACUGAAAGUUUCUAGCUGCUGCUGACCUGUAGGCAUUCUUGUUAACAGUGCCAUACCUUCAUGAUAUUUUAAGCAACAAAUAUCCCAUCUCCUUCACCUAGCAUGUCUGGGGCCUCUGCCCCCUUCAGACCAGUGUUUAGUGACUUUGGACCACCUUCAAUGGGAUAUGUCCAGCAAGCUAUGAAACCGCCUGGAUCUCAGGGUUCACAGAAUACAUACUCAGACCUGCUGUCUGUUAUUGAAGAAAUGGGGAAGGAGAUCCGUCCAACAUAUGCUGGCAGUAAGAGUGCUAUGGAGAGACUAAAGCGAGGAAUUAUUCAUGCCAGAGCACUAGUGAGGGAAUGCCUCGCUGAAACAGAACGCAAUGCUCGAACAUAACAUAAGAAAACUAUCAGCAAACAAAAUCCAGACAAAUGCAGUACCUGUAAAAAGAAGUCAGGAUAAUCACCUGGAGAAAAGGAGAGCAGGGUGCUUCUCCUUCACUAUCUAUCAUUUUAAUUUCCCUUUUUCAUAAAAAAAAUAGUUGUUUCUACCUUUUUUUUAUGAGGUCAUUUGAUGAUACCAUUCUUUGACAGAAGACAUCAGUAACUAUAAAAAAAAAACUUGGAAAAUAGCCUAUAAAAACAGUGGAAACCAAGCCAUAUUGCCAUGGAAGAAGGAAUUCCUUCAUGUGAAUUGCGAAGUGCAAACAAGAUGAGAAAUGCUAACUAAUCCAGUAGUUCUAGUUACGUGCUUGUCUUUUUCCAUUCAGAUAUUUAUAGUGGUAUUAAGUUAUGUUGACCAUUAAAGCAGUAAGGUACAACAGGGUGAAAAUUAUUUGGUGAUAAGCUUCAGAAGUAAGAUAUAAGGAGAAAGAAUCAGAAUGCUUUGUACAUUCAAGUGCCACUGUCCUAUUAAACACACGCACACACCCUGGAGUACACUUUGUUGCAUUUAUAAAAUGGCUCCUCUGUUUUAAUUAUUUCUUUUUUGUGUGGUUUUAUGCUGAAAUAAAACAACCAUUUGAUUAAAUCUGUA